Messenger RNA from Amblyraja radiata (thorny skate), 627 nucleotides. It is a transcript of the gene ubl5, whose product is annotated as ubiquitin like protein 5. Gene Ontology annotation, biological process: protein modification process. The coding region runs from base 185 to 406 and encodes 73 amino acids. The record is from RefSeq and is a predicted model, not a curated record. The transcript has 5 exons. Gene Ontology annotation, molecular function: protein binding. NCBI's taxonomy places the organism in Eukaryota, Metazoa, Chordata, Chondrichthyes, Rajiformes, Rajidae.
GCUUUCCUCCGGAAUUAGUCGCCUCAAACACACAAUAUCAGUCGCGUUAGGGAUUAAGCUUUACUUUGUUUACAUUCUCAUGGCGUUAGUGGCUGUAUUCCUCUAAUUGCUGGCCCAGGUGGUCUGUGGGCCCAGGCUGCAGCGAUCCUUCCACAUUGUCCUGGAUUAUUAUUGAAUUCUUAAUAUGAUUGAGAUCAUUUGCAACGACCGUUUGGGGAAAAAGGUUCGUGUGAAGUGCAAUCCUGAUGAUACCAUUAAGGAUCUGAAGAAGUUAAUAGCUGCACAGACUGGGACAAAAUGGGACAAGCUUGUCUUGAAAAAAUGGUACACCAUUUUCAAGAAUCACGUUCAGUUGGAGGAUUAUGAGAUCCACGAUGGAAUGAACUUGGAGCUAUAUUACCAGUGAAGUGUAUUGCAGUCUGUGAAAUCUGCCACAAUUGACCAACAACUCAUGGAGAAACAAGCUUGCGGCUUCAAAAUGAACAUUUCCUUUGUGCAUUUCUGCACCGUACCUAUAACCUUUGUUUAAGAGUGUUCUUUGUACUGUAAAACGAGUUUAACUUUUGAUUUCUGAUACAAAUUUACAAUGUUUAUUAGCAAAUAAAGUGGCUAAUGCGUGCGAUUGAA